AUGGAAUCGGAAGCCGGCCAUCAACAAAGCAAACCCCCAAAGUCAAUGUUGCCAUUCUCAAUCCUUCCACCGGAACUCAAUACUGACAUCCUCUUAAGGCUUCCAGUGAGUUCCGUCUUGAAAAUUAGGUCUGUUUCAAAAUCUUGUCUUGCUUUCACCUCUACCCCUGAAUUUAUCAAGGCCCAUCUUAGUGUAUCUGCUAACCAUAAGAUUUUGUUGAGUUGUAGUCAACCCAACUUCAAUCUGAAAGAAUGUUCCUUUACAUCUUUACUUAAUAGCUUUGUUCUAGAUACAUCAGACUUGGAUUGUCCCAUGAAAUCAUAUGUUUGGUUUAUUGUAGGUUCGGUCAAUGGACUGAUUUGUCUUUCUAAUAGGGAAAAUGAAUUGUUUCUAUGGAAUCCAUCAACUAGAAAGCACAAACAAUUGCCUGAUUUUACAUUUAAGUUUAAGAAUGCUGAACGAUUUAUAUAUGGUUUUGGAUAUGAUGAGUGUCAUGAUGACUAUAAGGUAGUGGCAUGUAUUUACCCUCCCGGGAUUUUGCCUUUAUUUGGAGACUACGUCAAAAUAUAUAGUCUAAAGGAUGAUUCUUGGAGAAGCAUCAGUAUUCCCCAGGAUUGGGUGAAAUCCUUUAACUGUGGUAAGUUUGUGAAUGGGAAGCUUAAUUGGGCUUAUAGCUCUAAUUGUACUGGUCCUUUUUGGCGUAAGGGUUGGAACAUCAUUUCUCUUGAUUUGGCUGAUGAGAAAUGGGAAAAGGUAGAGGCGCCUUGCUAUAGUGAAGAAGAUGGAAUUUUUGUGUUGGGAGUGUUGGAAAAUAAUCUUUCUGUGAUAUGUAAUGGCAAUUAUGAAGGAACUGACCUAGAUCUAUGGGUUAUGAAGGAGUAUGGGGUUAAAGAAUCUUGGACUAAGAUGUUUACCUUUAAGUACCCUCAUCCUUAUCCUUCUUUGAUGUUUUUGUUUAAUCCGCCCCAUUUAGCUUCAAAUAAAGGUAAAGUUUUGUUGAUGUGUGGAAAAACUUUCGUGUUGUACUAUCUGAAGGGUGAAUCAAUCACACAUCCCAAGUUUACUAAGUUUCGAUCUGAUCUUGUUUCUGUGGAGUCAACUUACCUUGAGAGCCUAGUUUCUCCGAUUUUACAAAACGAUCAGGGACAACAAGAAUGA
This is a messenger RNA of Solanum pennellii, 1158 nucleotides long. RefSeq names its product F-box/kelch-repeat protein At3g23880-like. The coding region runs from base 1 to 1158 and encodes 385 amino acids. The record is from RefSeq and is a predicted model, not a curated record. NCBI's taxonomy places the organism in Eukaryota, Viridiplantae, Streptophyta, Magnoliopsida, Solanales, Solanaceae. Gene Ontology annotation, molecular function: protein binding. The transcript has a single exon.